Poeciliopsis prolifica (blackstripe livebearer) is the source of this 4347-nucleotide messenger RNA. RefSeq names its product transient receptor potential cation channel subfamily M member 2-like. Bases 30 to 3818 code for a protein of 1262 amino acids. Gene Ontology annotation, cellular component: membrane. The transcript is spliced from 28 exons. The record is from RefSeq and is a predicted model, not a curated record. NCBI's taxonomy places the organism in Eukaryota, Metazoa, Chordata, Actinopteri, Cyprinodontiformes, Poeciliidae. Gene Ontology annotation, molecular function: ligand-gated calcium channel activity. Gene Ontology annotation, biological process: calcium ion transmembrane transport.
UAAGGCAUGUUCUUUCUUCAGAAAGAAUCAUGUCAGAAUGUGAUAUAAGCACAAUGUCUGAUGCCCAAGGAGGAACAAAGAAAAACAGAAGAAACAAAGAAAAAUACAAAGAUGAAUCGAUGCCUUUAAAUGUCACCCCAGGACUUCCUGCAACAUCAUCUUGCUCUUCUUCUGUAUCCAACCAGCAAAUUUCCACGUGGAUAAAGAACAACAUAACAAAAAAGGAAAGCUGCCCUCUUAAGAAGGAUGCCAGCAACAAGGAAGUAUGUUGUUAUGAAAAUUCUGAGGUUGACUCCAGCCAGCCAGAGGGCUUCAAUAAGCAUAACUAUAAUGAAGACGAAGACGUACACGAGGUGCCAACAGAUGCUUUUGGAGACAUCUGUUUUGAUAUUUCUUGGCCAAAGAGUAGCAAGUAUGUACGAGUGUCUACAGACACCAAACCUGAAGUGCUCUACGAGUUACUGACAAAACAGUGGAAACUUCCACCUCCCAAUCUGGUCAUCUCAGUGACUGGAGGAGCCAGUAACUUCUACCUGAAGUCCCACCUGAAGAAGACUUUUCACAGAGGAUUGAUCAAAGUUGCUCAGACUACAGGUGCAUGGAUCAUUACCGGCGGUACCCACGUGGGUGUGAUGAAGCAUGUGGGACAGGCUGUGAGGGACUGUGCCCUGGAUAACUCAAUGCAGCAGAAAAUAGUGGCUAUUGGAGUGGCACCCUGGGGAGCAAUUCACAACAGGGAUACAUUGGUAAAUAAAGAAGGUUGCUUUCCAGCUCAUUAUGUGAUUGACACACAAGGUCAGGGUGAUCUGGCCUGUCUUGACGGCAAUCAUUCCCACCUCCUGCUGGUUGAUGAUGGGACCAGAGAUACAAAGGCCUAUGGUGCAGAGAUUCAGCUGCGCACGGAACUAGAGCAGUACAUUUCAGACCAAACUCCUACCGAAGUGACUGAUAUAAAAACCCAAGUGGUUUGUGUGGUGUUGGAUGGAGGAGGAGGUACACUGAAAACCAUCUGCAGUGCUAUUGAAAAGGGCACACCGUGCGUGAUCCUGCAGGGCUCUGGGAGGAUAGCAGAUGUUAUCGCUCAUGCAUCCGGAUUCCCAGUCAGUGAGAUCACCACCGCUCGCAUCAAGGAGCUGACUGAGAAGUUUUUUGGAGAAGAGUACAAAAACAUCAAAGAUGACCAGAUUGAAAACUGGAAAAAUAUGAUUCAUAAGAUAGUUGAGAAGUCUGAUUUGCUGACAAUAUUCAGAGCAAGGAAAGAUGAUCAGGGGUUUUUGGAUGUGGCAAUCCUUGAUGCUCUUCUAAAAGCUUUCAAGACUGCUAACUCACAAGAUAAUAUGUCCUGGGAGAAGCAUCUGGAGCUGGCUAUCACCUGGAACAGAGUCGAUUCAGCUGAGACUAAGAUUUUCACCGAGGAAAGGAUGUGGAAGUCAAAUGAACUCCACAAGUUCAUGCAUUUAGCCCUGGUUAACCAAAAGCCUGAUUUUGUGAGUCUGCUCCUGGAGAACGGUGUGUGUCUGGAGGACUUUCUGAAAGGCGAGAUGAUUUGUGAUCUCUACAAAGCCUUGCCCAACUGCUCUUUUUUGUACAAGCUGGUCAAGAAAAUUAAAAUCGGCAAAAACAGGAGCAAGAGCAAGAAAUGGACCAGCAGCAGCAUGAAGAAGGCACUGGAGGAUCUUGAUGAAGCAAAAAAAGAAAUCUCCCUGACACAUGUCUCUGUUGAAGUGCACCACCUGCUUGGGAUAUUCACAAAGCCCAUCUAUCCGUCCUCCAAGGAUGAACAACAUAUUCGGAUAGAGGACAGACCGGAUGGACAUAAAGCUGAAGAUCAGAUGGAAAAUGAAGAUAAGAAUAAUGCAGCCAGAGAUCUUUUCCUUUGGGCAGUUGUCCAGAACAACAAGGAGCUGUCUAUAAUCGCCUGGGAUCAGUGCAGAGACUGCAUAUCUGCUGCUCUGGCUGCCAGUAAGAUCCUGAAGAAAAUGGCAGAGGAGUCAAUCGAUGCAGACGAGCCUCAGGAAAUGCUGGCGCUCGCCAAGUACUUUGAAGAUCGUGCGAUUGGCGUGUUCAGCGAGUGUUACAAGAAUGAUGAGGAGCGUGCCCAGAAGCUGCUGGUUCGAAACUCACGCCUUUGGGGCAAUACAACGUGUCUGAGGCUGGCACUUGAGGCCGACAAUAAAAAAUUUGUGGCUGAGUUAGGCUUUCAGGAUCUUCUUACUCAGAUCUGGUGUGGUGAGCUGUCAGUCCACAAUCCUGUGUGGAGGGUGCUGAUCUGCAUGAUCUUCUUCCCUCUGAUCUACACCAAGUUUCUGGCUUUCAGAUGUGAUGAAGUCCUCCAGAGAGAAAUCGAGCUGAGAGAGGAGAUAGAAAUGACUGUGGAGGAAGAGAUAAAAAGCUCUGAGCAGAAUAUGAAGCCUCUGAACUGCUGGUCCAGACUGAUUGGACUGUACAGCGCUCCUCAGGUCAAGUUUUAUGGAAGCAUCAUCUCGUACUUUGCCUUCCUGUUCCUGUUUGCUUACGUCCUGAUGGUCGACUUCCAGAGUACACCAUCUAUAGUGGAGUUGGUGCUCUACAUCUGGUUGUUCACUCUGGUGUCGGAGGAGAUAAGACAGCUGUUUUAUGAUCCUGAUCAUUUUGGGUUUCGUGAGAAAGCCAAGGUGUACAUUCAAGAACUGUGGAACAUUUUGGAUGUCAUCUCCAUCGUGCUGUUCUGUCUAGGACUUGCAUUCAGGUUGACAACUAAGUUGUUCUAUCCAGGUAAAAUCAUCCUGUGCAUCGACUUUGUGGUCUUCUGUCUCCGCCUCAUGGCAAUCUUCACAAUCAAUCGAACGCUGGGACCUAAAAUCAUCAUAGUUAGGAAGAUGAUGAGGGACAUGUUCUUCUUCAUGUUUCUGCUGAGCAUUUGGGUCGUGGCGUACGGUGUGGCCAAACAAGGCAUCCUCAUCCAUAAUGACAAUCGGCUGGACUGGAUCAUGCGUGGGGCUGUUUAUGAGCCGUAUCUCAUUAUAUUUGGAAAUUUCCCUGAUAACAUUGACAAUGCUAAAUUUGAUAUAAAUUCAUGCAGCAUGAAUGGGGGGGAUCCUCUGAAGCCCAAGUGUCCUGUGCUAAAUGACGACCAAAUGCCGGUCUUCCCUGAGUGGCUCACCAUCGUCAUGCUCUGUGUUUAUUUGCUGUUUGCCAACAUAUUGCUCCUCAACCUCCUCAUAGCCAUAUUUAACUACACGUUUGAGGAGGUCCACGAUAACACGGAUAGUAUCUGGAAGUUUCAAAGAUAUCAGCUGAUCAAAGAGUAUUACAGCCACCCAGCUGCCCCACCUCCUUUCAUCAUCUUCAGUCAUCUCUACUUUUUCAUCAAAAUGAUGCUGUGUGGAGCUCAGACAUCAAAUACUGAAUUCAAGGAGGAGUUUGGCUCAGAAAAGGAAGAGGAGCUGUUGUCCUGGGAGGCCUUGAUGAGGGACAGAUAUAUGCUGUCUGAAUGGCGGGCGAAGAGCCGGAGCAUGGAGGGGCGCAUCCAGGAUUCAUCCCAAAAGGUUACCACCUUAACUGAACGGCUGGAGAAACUAGAAGAACAGUCAAACAAAGUUCUGGAGCGUAUGGAGGACAUUAAGAAAUCUCAGGGUGAUUCUGAAAAAGAAACUGUCAGAGUUGCCACCUUAAAUGAACAGCAGAAGACGGAAGAGAAAACACAGCUCCGUGAACUGCUGAAUAGAAUGGCCGAUCUAGAGGGACAGGUCACCAAUGCACUGCAGAGGAUUGAGGACAGUCUGAAAUCUCUGAAUGUUCCUGCAAAAGAAACUCAGCCACAGAGCACUGUCGAGUGAGAUGGACUCAGUCCUUGUUGUCAUGUCUACUUUAAUCAUGGAUCAUGGCACUAGACCAAAAAUGGGUUGGUCUUCUGAGUAAGACAGAAAUAAUCUGUCUGUGUGUGUUUUUUUAUUUUUGCUUGUUUGUUUGUUUUUUGCAGAACUAAAAAAAAAACACUCUACCAAAUUAUAGUUUCUUACUGCAGGAUUCUUGAUUUUUCUAACAGAAAUAUAACUACUAUAUCAAUUUAUAUUUCUUUCUUUUUGGGUGAAAUGUGCUUAGAUGCUAAAUUAAAUGAGUCUUAGUUAAAUAUGUGGUGAUAUAAGUUAUGGGUAAUGUGGGUCUGAAGGCCAGAAAUAGAUAUACUUGUCUGCUUUUCUCUCUUUCAAUAUUGGAGUGAUCAGGAUAUUGUUUAUAAUGAUAAAAUCAAACUUUUGAUUUUUUAUUUUUGCUUGUUUGUUUGUUUUUUGCAGCACUAAAAAAAAACACUCUACCAAAUUAUAGUUUCUUACUGCAGGAUUCUUGAUUUUUUAAACAGAAAUAUAA